This is a messenger RNA of Rotaria sordida, 336 nucleotides long. The record is from the annotation of a GenBank genome assembly. Lineage: Eukaryota; Metazoa; Rotifera; Eurotatoria; Philodinida; Philodinidae.
AUGUUAAAUAAAAGUAUUGAUAAGGAUGUAUCAAAAUCAUUGAAAGAAUUUCGUUUGAGUGAUGUUGCACGUUGUUAUCGUUCUCCAUAUAGAACAAAUGGUGCUUUAUCGAUUUUAAAUCAAACAAUUGAUGAUUUAAUUCAAAUAUAUGAUUUUAUUGAUUCAAAAAGGAAAGGAUGGCUUAAGCAAUUUAAAAAGAUUAUCGAACAAGCUAGAGAUAAACAAUCAACUAUUUGUCAAACAAUGACUGAACUAAGAGAUAAUUAUGAAAAAGCUCAACGAAAAUUAGAAACAGCUGAUGCCAAUUUAAAAAAAAAUGUUUUAAUGAUUCUUUGA